AUGACGCCCGUCCAGGCUUCCUCCUCCUCCUCGGCCAACAUCGGCAACCCGGCCCCCGGUGACCUGAAGCCCAACACGGCCUGGGUCUCCUACAACACCUUGGCCCUGCUGUACGGUGCUCUGGGAGUCGCCUCCCUGGUGGCCCCCAUUGCUCUGGUCGAGCAGGCUUUCUUUGCCACCCCCACCGUCGUGGCGGCCGACGCGAUCCGCAUCCUGGGCUCCACGUUUGUGCUGGUCGCGCUCAUCGCCAACCGCCUCAGCGCGGCGGUGGACACCAACCGCCUGGGCAAUGACACCUACAAGCGCCUGAACCUGGGCCUGGUUGUGUACGGCGUGGCCUCCGCCGUCAUCCUCUGGACCUCCCCCGCCCCCGCCACCUCCGUCACCCAGGCGCUGGCGACGGCGCUGAGCGCCGCCACCACGAUCGUGGCGGGCCGCGCCUUCCUGUCCUCCGAGGGCUCCAGCCUCUCCCCCGGCGCCCUGCUCAACGGCCUGGGCAAUGCCGCCAAGACGGUGCUGGACACCAAGAACCUGACCACGCUGACCUACGGCGUGGCCUCGGUGCUGGCCAGCAUCGCAGGCGCGGCCCUGCUCUACGGCCGCCUGCCCGGGCUGGAGGACUACUGGCUGGUGCACCCCAUCGGGUCGGUGGGUGUGUAUGCGCUGCGCCAGCUGGGCGCAGGCGCCCUGCUGGCCGCCACCGUGCUCUACACGCUCAAGGACGCCGCCGGGCGAGGCCGCCUGCGCGCCACCACCUUCAAAUCCCUGAACGCGGGCGUGGCGGGCGUCUCCGCCGCCGUGCUCUUCACCAUCGCGGGAUGGGUGCGCUCCGGCUCGCUGGCCACCUCGGUGAUCGCCACCAGCGAGCUGGCGGCCGCGGGCUGGCUCCUGGCCACCGUGCUCUACCAGUACUUCUACGCGCCGCGCGACGCGGUGGAGGACAUCAAGUCCGCCUACUGA
This is a messenger RNA of Auxenochlorella protothecoides, 960 nucleotides long. RefSeq lists its product as hypothetical. NCBI's taxonomy places the organism in Eukaryota, Viridiplantae, Chlorophyta, Trebouxiophyceae, Chlorellales, Chlorellaceae. The record is from RefSeq and is a predicted model, not a curated record. The transcript has 3 exons. Bases 1 to 960 code for a protein of 319 amino acids.